AUGACAUCCAGGUUACGCUGCUUUUUUGAUAUUAAAAUUGAUGGCAAUGAUGCUGGCCGUAUCGUAUUUGAACUCUACAAUGAUGAGUGUCCGCGUACCUGCGAAAACUUUCGAUGUUUGUGUACAGGAGAAAAAGGCCGUGGUUUAACAUUAUAUAAAAAAUUAUAUUACAAAGGAUGUUGUUUUCAUCGAGUGGUGAAAAAUUUUAUGAUUCAAUCGGGAGAUUUUACUGAAGGCAACGGCACUGGUGGAGAAUCAAUUUAUGGUGGUACAUUUAAUGAUGAAAAUUUUCAAUUCAAGCAUGAUCGUCCGUAUCUUCUGUCGAUGGCUAAUCGAGGUCCACACACAAAUGGGUCGCAAUUUUUCAUUACCACGUCUGAAGCUUCACAUCUUGAUGGUAAACAUGUAGUUUUUGGUCAUGUCGUAUCCGGACAAUCGGUUGUUGAUGCAAUUGAGCAUAUACCUAUAGAUUCCAGUAAUAACCGACCAUUGAAAGAUGUUGUCAUAACUCAUUGUGGACAACUUGUGCUUGUAUCAAAAACUCAUAAGAAAAAGAAACAUAACAUUUCAACAGGAAAUGAAAGUAAGAAUGAACAAGGUAGUGAAAGUAGUUCAUCUUCCUUAGAGGAGGAUAAAAAAGAAAAAAACAAGAAACGAAAGAAAAACGAAAAGCAUCAGCAAAAGAAAGAAGCAAAACGUUUAGCAAAAGUUGCUGCUGGCCAAGAAAAUAAACUUGAGCAAUCAAUAAAUAAUGUCAAUAAAGAGCCUACUGAAAUAUCUGGUCGUGAUAUAAUGGGUCUUAAAGGAGUUAUUGACCCAGAUGAAAUACCUGAAAUACCCGCUCAUAAAUUUCUCAUGCGAGGCAAUUUGAUUGAUAAUAAUAAUGAAGCGUCAAAUAAUCGUGACAAUAAUUAUCGGUCAUCAAAAAAAAUUGAUUCCAGUGGUCGCCCAGUGAAAGGUCGUGGUUUUAUGCGAUAUAAUGGGAAAAGUCGUUCACGAUCACGUACACCACCACAUUGGCGUUCGGCAGUUGAAGAUCGCAGACGUUUCGCUGAUGGCAAUGACUUUCGUAAAUCAAACGCAAAUGAGAACAUUGAGUUUAACAGCAGACGUCGCCGUAUUGACGAUGAAAAACUUGAUAUUAAUAAAGAAGACCAUCAUUCACGUCGACAUGAAAGACGAAAAGAUGAUGAUCGUCAUCACUUAACUGAAUCAAUAUCAAGACAUAAGACGGAAACAAAAUCGACAAGUCCAAAUAAGAAUCGGAGUACAACUACUACUAAAUACAAGGAAAAAGACACGCUUAAUAGUCCAUUACAUCAUCGUUUUCGCUCACCAUUACCAACAACUGAUCCGUAUAAAAAAAAAGAUUUUGGUUCGCGACAUCGUCAUCAAUCACCAUCAACGUCAGAUGAGCAGCAACAAAACAAAACAGCUCAGCCUCAUCAACGACAAUCAUCUCGUGAUCAGGCAUCAGCACGUCAUCAUCGUCGUUCAAAAAUGUCUCCAAUUUUGCGUUCUCGAGUUCGUUCGCCAUCACCAAUGAUUGAUCAAGAUGAAAAGAACGAAUCUCGAUCACGCCCUCGUCGUUCAGCAACUCCACCACCAUUGCCGGCGAUUGAUCUCCGUCAAACGAAGGAUUCUCGCCGUUCAAAAACUCCUUCUGUUUCAUCUUCUCGAGUUCGUUCAGCGUCACCGAACUCGAAUCAAUUGGAAGCUGAAGAUUCUCGACCGCUUACUCAUCUUUCUAAAACGCCUCCAACUUCAGCUUCACCAGUUCGCUUGCCAUCACCUGAAGCGGAUCAGUUUCAAAAUAAAGAUUCUCGAACAAUUCAUCGACAAUCAAAAACUCCACCAGAUUCUUCUCAUAAUCAUCCAUCAUCACCAGCGAUUGUUUACAAGCAAGAUGUUGACAAUUCUCAAAUACACCAUCAAAAUAAUACAAACAUAGUUGGUUCAAAACCUUCAUCCACAAAACGACGUAAACGUUGGGAGAAUGACGAAGAAUUUAAUGAACGGCAAUCAAUAGCACAAGCAACACAACAUGCAAGUCUUGAAGAGGAAUUACGUAUGAUUGCACAAACAAGUGCAGCACAACUUGAACCAUCAAGUCAUUUCGUUAACAUUCCACAAGAAUCACAAAUAUCAACGACUGUUAGUAAAUCUAAAUGGGACGAUGAAGAAGAUACAUCAUCGAAGGGGAAAACUCAUCCUCCAGAGAUAACUUCUGAUAUUGCUGAAAAAGUUGAUAAACCGUCAUCGAUUGGAAAACAACAAGAAAAAACAUCAUCAAGCUACCAUCGGCGAGAAAAAGAACCAAGUCAUGAACGUAAUCGUGAUCGACACAGUCGUGAACAUGACCGUGACAGGCACAACCGUGGGAAUUAUUCAUCACAAACGAGCGGUGGUCGAUAUCGUCAUCGAGAUGAUUAUAAUAGCCAACAAGGUGGAAAUCGUCGAAGAUAUUCUCCCCGAGCAUCUUCUCGUGAUCGUCAUCAUGAUCGAAAUGAUAAAUAUCGAGGUCAAGAUCGAGAGCAUGAUCGACGAAAGGACGAUCGUGAACGAAAUAAUCGUCGUCGUAGUGCUGGUCAUUCGACCCAUUCAGAUCCACUGACACGACAUAAAUCGAAACGAGAAUCACCAAGUUCAUCCUCAUCGCCAUCAUCAUCAUCAAAUAGUUCAUCUGGAUCACGAAAUGAACGUAGUCGAACAUCGCCUGUUCAAUCAACUGAACAGAAAGAAAUAAAAAAUGUAUCUUUACCAUGUGCAUAA
Molecule: messenger RNA, 2772 nt
Organism: Rotaria socialis
Lineage: Eukaryota; Metazoa; Rotifera; Eurotatoria; Philodinida; Philodinidae
Source: the annotation of a GenBank genome assembly